AUGGCUCAAUUUGAGUUUCCACAACUUCCUCACAUAAAUGAUCCGAAUCUAGAAAAUAAUGCGUUAACUCAUCCAAGCAUAAACAGACACAAUAACAUAAAUGAUAAUCCAUGCAUCACUUUCCACCGUCUCCGCUUUCUAGGCCACUUCUCGUUCUUAAUGCAACUGACAAACGACAUCUUCCACCGGUAUCCAACACACAACGCGCGUCAGCUCCAAAAAUUAGUUGACACAAUUUCUGCUCGUAGUCAACUUGCUGAAUUCGCGUUGGGAACACAACUUGAUUCAAAGAUUUGCGCAUCUAUUACGCCAGAAAAAGUUCGCGCCAAUCAGCGAAUCUUAUCUGAUUGUUUUUUGGCAUACAUUGGCGCCAUGUAUUUGGAUAUUCGCGAAACAAGGAAAGGUGGAAUGUGUGACGAAGGGGGUGAAAUUGGAUUGUUUGUGAAAGGUUUGGUAGAUUGUUGGCUAUGGCAAAGGAUUUCAUUUAGUCCAGUUGUGACGAUCAUCAGCAAUCAGAUUAAUAGUUAUCAUGCAAAUGGUAAUGACAACGAGAUCAAGUUUGGGAUUAUGAAUACCCAACAUAUCAAUGAAAACGCUCACGAGGAUGACGAAGGCAGCGAGAGUACAGUCUCCAGUAAUGAGACUAGAAAUCACGCAGUCUACGCUACCAUUCGCCAUAUAUUUAGCGAUAUAAGCUCUGUAGAGACUUCCUUAAACGGAGAUAGCUCUGAAGAUGGCACGAACGGUGAUACCACUCUAAUCCAAAAUGAUCAUUUACUACGAAUCAGCAAUCAAUAUUGGAGACGAUAA
Ambispora leptoticha is the source of this 810-nucleotide messenger RNA. Lineage: Eukaryota; Fungi; Glomeromycota; Glomeromycetes; Archaeosporales; Ambisporaceae. The record is from the annotation of a GenBank genome assembly.